AUUCUGUGUACGGUGUAGCAACGUGUACAGUAGACACGCCUUGUGAGGCAGAGGCGAGGCUGUCCGCGUCCAGAUGACUGUGGCCUUAAGGCUAAUGCCAGUUUGUUGUCAGUGCGCUUAUGAUCUUUGAUUAGGAUGAAGGAUUUAUUACCCAGAGCAGUUUGUGAAGACAGUUCAUCUCCUGCCAUAGUGCUCUCCAGUUUUACACCAGCGCGUUUGGUGGCUAUAGCUACCAUGGGCAGGCUAAACAUAACAACACGUUGGGAUCCUUCACUCCACUGCCUACACGAGACCAUGGAGGAAGACCUCAAUCAUAUGGAAGAUGAGACUGCAUUCAGCAACACUGACACAAAUGGCGAGCGCUUGUCCGAGGCCAUGGAGCAGGACGACCCGUCCUUCAAGCGUUCCCGUAACACGGACGAGAUGUUGGAGCUCAGGGUGCUGCUUCAGAGCAAAAACGCCGGAGCUGUGAUCGGAAAAGGUGGCAAGAAUAUCAAAGCCCUUCGUACAGAUUACAAUGCCAGUGUGUCAGUCCCAGACAGCAGUGGGCCAGAGCGGAUCCUCAGUGUGAACGCCAACAUCGACACAAUAGGAGACAUCCUGGUGAAGAUCAUCCCUACUCUGGAGGAGUACCAGCAUUACAGCGGGAUGGAUUUUGACUGCGAGCUGCGCCUGUUGAUCCAUCAGAGUAUGGCCGGGGGCAUUAUCGGGGUGAAGGGGGCCAAGAUUAAAGAGCUGAGAGAGAACACGGAGACCUCCAUCAAGCUGUUCCAGGAGUGCUGCCCCCACUCCACCGACCGGGUGGUGCUGGUCGGGGGCCGGCCGGAGCAGGUCGUCGAGUGCAUCAAGGUCAUCAUGGAGCUCGUGUCCGAGGCCACGGUCAAGGGCCGGACGCAGCCCUACGACCCCAACUUCUACGACCAGACCUACGACUACGGCGGCUACACGGCCGCCUUCGAGGACCGUGGCCGGCGGCCCCCGGGCGGCGGCUUCGCCCCGCGGCCCCUGAGGGGGGUCUUCGAGCGCAUGGCCCCGCCCCACCGGCCGCCGAUGGCCCCGCGGCGGGAGUACGAGGACAUGAGCCCCCGCCGGGGCCCGCCCCCGCCCCCUCCCCCGCUGAGCAGGGUCGCCGGAGGGGGCCGGGCGCGGAACCUACCCCUGCCCCCCCCGCCGCUGACCAGAGGAGGGGGAGACCGGUUUCCCCACGGAGGCUACCACGGCAGCAUGGAUGACAGAAACAACGACCGAAGAGGCCGGCUGGGAGAGCCCUACGAAGGCAUGGGUGGGGGUUUUCACGACCGCAAUGCCAACUGGGAACCCUUUCAGCCUGGCGGCCGGGGCUCCUACGGGGACAUGAGUGGACCAGUCGUCACCACACAAGUCACCAUCCCCAAAGACUUGGCGGGGUCUAUCAUUGGUAAGGGGGGCCAGAGGAUCAAGCAGAUCAGGUCAGAGUCGGGGGCCUCGAUCAAGAUCGAUGAGCCACUAGAGGGCUCCGAGGACCGGAUCAUCACCAUCACAGGGACCCAGGACCAGAUCCAGAACGCCCAGUUCCUCCUACAGAACAGUGUGAAGCAGUUCUCUGGACGGUUCUUCUAAGACAACCAAGGACGUGGGGGGAAGGAGAAGCAAUACUGCCAUAACUGUUGGGCUCUUCUAUCCAUAUUCAACCUAUUCCUUUGUUUGGGAUAGACGUUGCCCCUUCCUCUUCAUCAUAAAUGGUCUGCUACGUCAAGUUUCCCAGCUGUCAAGUUACCAGCCUCCACCUUCUGUGCUGAUGUUUUCAUUUUACUUUAUUAGUUGUUUUUUUACUGGAUCCAUGUACUGUAAUUGGAGUAAACUCACUUGUUUGGUACCUUGUUUUAUUUUGUUACGUGUGCCCUAGCACCCCCUGUGCCACCGCUGUGUUCCAGUACAGCAGAAUGUCAUUUUAAUUUUCUGGAUUUUAGCUUUUCUCCAAAUUAUUUGGUACACUCUCAAAAGACCUUGAGCUGAUUCGUUCUUUUUUUAAAUGAGGUUUUUUAAUGAGGUAAUUAUUUUUAAAUAAACCAAGGAGUAACAACCAA
Messenger RNA from Gadus morhua (Atlantic cod), 2066 nucleotides. RefSeq names its product heterogeneous nuclear ribonucleoprotein K. The record is from RefSeq and is a predicted model, not a curated record. The transcript has 16 exons. Gene Ontology annotation, molecular function: RNA binding. The coding region runs from base 136 to 1599 and encodes 487 amino acids. Lineage: Eukaryota; Metazoa; Chordata; Actinopteri; Gadiformes; Gadidae.